Molecule: messenger RNA, 945 nt
Organism: Vicia villosa (hairy vetch)
Lineage: Eukaryota; Viridiplantae; Streptophyta; Magnoliopsida; Fabales; Fabaceae
Product: protein MAIN-LIKE 1-like
Exons: 2
Coding region: 1-945 (314 amino acids)
Source: RefSeq, a predicted model, not a curated record
AUGUUGUUGGGCAUUCCGGUAGCAGGUAAGGUCGUUAAUGGGGCUGUCCAACAAGCCAAUGCCCUUUGCGAACAAGCAUUGGGCAUUGAUUUGAUAGAAGGUGAUGAAGGUGCUAAAGGCCAUGGUAUCAACCUAAAGGCUCUUAAGGAAUAUUAUAAAGCAUUUUGUUUGAACGAAAAUUCGUCUGAAAAAAUGAAACUGAUGAAAACUAGGUGUUACUUGAUGUUGCUGUUUGGAAACGUGUUAUUUCCAGAAAGUACUGGAAACACGGCUAAUUUUAUGUAUUUACGUUUGCUUCUUGACGUUGAUAAAGUUGGUCAAUAUAGUUGGGGGUCUACUGUCCUGGCUAUGCUGUAUCAAUCCCUAUGUAAGAGCGCUAAGAAAGAUUCUUGCACGUUUUAUGGAUGCGCUCUCUUGUUUAUUUGGAGACCAUACUUGGAACUCGAUCAUGAACCUAACGCUAAAGAUGCCGCUAUUUGGACAGCAAAGACGACCAUCCUGAGGUACAACAUUGUCGAGAUGCAUCAUAUUGAUCGAGUCAAACUCCAGUUCGGGAUGCAUCAAGGUAUCCCUGAUCCUCCAACUGAUUUGGGAGAGUGGCACAUGAAACGAGUCAAUCAUCAAUGGAGUGUCCAAACCUGGAAGGAAUUCGCUCCGGAAUGGCGUCGGAUGUGGAAAAAUUGUAGCGACCAUGUCCUCAACUUGCCUGUUAGUGAUAUUGAAAUGAAACCAUCAAGACAAUAUAUGAGUUGGUACAAAACUGUUACCACCCCCGAUAUAUUUGUGGCAGACCCUUUCUACUUAAUAGACCACUGCCGACAAAACUACAUCAUCCCACAACAAGAACAACAACUACAAUACCAACAACAAACCCAAUACCAAGAACAAACCCAAUACCAAUACAGCGCCCAACAACACAACUACCAACAAUACAACCCAUUCUAG